Messenger RNA from Phialemonium atrogriseum, 1351 nucleotides. Its product is annotated as carnitinyl-CoA dehydratase. The coding region runs from base 274 to 1125 and encodes 283 amino acids. The transcript is spliced from 2 exons. Lineage: Eukaryota; Fungi; Ascomycota; Sordariomycetes; Cephalothecales; Cephalothecaceae. Gene Ontology annotation, molecular function: enoyl-CoA hydratase activity. Gene Ontology annotation, cellular component: mitochondrion. Gene Ontology annotation, biological process: fatty acid beta-oxidation. The record is from RefSeq and is a predicted model, not a curated record.
AUUCAUAACGACAUUCCUUUCAACCAGUCCAGCAGGGCCCCCAAUAAAUGGGGAAAUGAUGGCUUUGUCUCGUUGUGAUGCCUUCUCAUCGCGGGCCGAGGCUGUUUGCGGGCUGAACGUUCGAGGAACCGAUCCAAUUCCUUCCUUCCUGUCUGAAAACCAUUUUCUUGUCGACUCUGCUGUCGUGAAUCUUUGAAGGCUUUCAUUCAUUCAGCUUUCGGAGACGCAUCGUGACCGUACUGCCAUACUUAGCAUUUCCAAACGUUGCCAACCAUGUCUGUACCUAGGACGAAGAACCCAGUCCCCGACUGGAUCGAGAACCCGUAUCCCCACGUCGAACACAGCAUCAUCUCGUUCCCGCAGAAGCACAUCCUCCUCGUCACCAUCAACCGGCCCAAGUUCAUGAACUGCCUGCCCGUCGAGGCAACCAUUGAGCUGGGCGCCCUUUGGAAAUGGUACGACGCGGAGCCGGAGCUGCGGUGCGCCGUUUUCACCGGCGCCGGCCAGAAGGCGUUCUGCGCGGGCAUGGACCUAAAGCAGAGGCUGGACCUCAUAAAAACGAACGAGAUCGCCUUCGAGUACCCGCACGGCGGGUUCGGCGGCAUGUCCAACCGGACGGGGAAGAAGCCCAUCGUCGUCGCGUGCAAUGGGCAUGCUCACGGUGGCGGUAUGGAGAUGAUCCUCAACGCCGAUGUCAUCUUCGCGUCUCCGAACGCCGACUUCCGGCUGCCCGAAGUUUUGCGCGGCGUGUCCGCCCUAGCCGGCGCCCUCCCCAGGUGCAUGCUCCUCUUCGGCAACCACCGGACGAUGGACCUCGUCCUCACAGGGCGUCUGAUGUCCGUGCAGGAGGCGUUCGAGUGGGGGCUCGUGAAGGAGAUUGUGCCGCAGGAGAAGCUGCUGCAGCGGGCGAUCGACUACGCCGCCGAGAUCGCGUCGCUAAGCCCCGACAGCGUCAUCAUCUCGAGGCUCGGAGCGAGGGAGGCGUGGGAGACGGGCGUGAGCCGGGCGACGAUGAGGGGCCAGGAACUCUGGGCCGAGAACCUGUUGAAGAGCAAGAAUGCGACAGAGGGUCUGGCAUCCUACAGGGAAAAGAGGAAGCCGAAUUGGUUUCCGUCGCAUAUAUGAGGCAGACAGGGAAAUAAAAAAAAUUGGUGAGUUGGGCAAAGUGAUGCUCACGUGGUACAGCGCGUGUGUAUGUGGGUGCUUGGUAGGUAGAGGGCGGUGUGGGUGGUGGUAAUGAACAUAUAAAUGAGGGUUAGGAACCAAUUCUCAAGGGAUCACAGCAGGCGGCAACAUGGCCAUGUUGUUCAGGUCAAACUGUGGUCCCGUGGUGGAGUGGUAAUGAGCGACA